UUGACCCGGAAGUGAAUGUCUGUCGCUCGAGCUAAGUGCUGCGUCACACAAUAACCAAGGCGCACUCGGCCAUUUUAUGAAAUAAUUUAAGCGGCAAAACCAUAAAUAUUGGUUUAAAAUUAUCCGAGCGUGUGAAAUAACAGGGCUGCCAACUAAAUGACUUUGUGAGUUAUUGUUAUGUUUGUGUGUGCUUCUAUAUCGUUGCUGUAGUCGAGGCUGCCCGAAGACGCAGAAGGUUGAAAUGUCAAGACCAAGGUCUUCGUCACCUCAAAGCAGGAGGCCCUCGUGGAACGACCGUGGAUCUUACAAGGGCUUUGCAGGAUACAGUAAAAGUCGGUCUGACUGGAGUUCCGCUCACAGAGAUGAAGAUCACAGGUUCCGUGAUGGCAUGAUCUCGGAAGGCCACAGAAGAGCCUCCCCACCUCCACAGGAUCACAUUUGGCGUCACCAGGAUCAAGAUGGGUAUCACCGUGGGAGGCAAUCACCUCGUCGUGAUGCAAUGGACCGCCGUGUUCCAAGAUCUCCUCAACGCGAUGGAGGAUCAGACACGGACAGACAAAGAAGAGAAGACAUGCAUUUUAGUAAUAGGAGUUGGGCACCAUGUUCCCCUCCGAGGUUCUCCAGGGAGCACUUGGCCCCUAAUUCUCACUCGGAUCACUCAAAAGGAGCACCGGGCUGGCGGAGGGAGGAAUGGGGGCAGGGCGGCGGGCGGAUCAGAGAUGGCAGUCCCAGUGUCAGGUCAGAUGAGCACAGAGGAGGCAGAAGAGAGAAGAACGCUGAGGGUCCUCACAGAAGCAGACCAAGAGAAGAUCUGUGCCCCCCUUGGAAGAGGCCAAGAAGAGAAAUGGAGCCUCAGCAUCACAGCGGGUUCAGACGGAACAACAAGGUCUUUGGCGAACCAGCCUUUGAAGGAGACCACCGCGGGGGUCCUCCAUAUAAAGAUGCUCACGGAUCAGGACCAUUUGCGUUUGACCACGGUGACUACAACCGAGACAACUGGAAGCCACCCAAGCAGGAACAUUUGGACCAUGGAGACCAUGACCUCAACCAGCAUAGAGACUCUGGUACACGGAGCUCCUCACAGGAGCGAUUCAGGACAUCAAAUAACAAGCUUGAUGUCCAUGAAGAUUCCCGAAGACACCCCUUUGCAGAGAACUGGAGGGGAGACUAUGAAAGCAGGAGGAGCCCACCGCCACAAGAGCGGGCAAACGUCCCAAGAUUUGCCAGACGCGGUCACACAACCCUAAGAGGGAGGGGUGGACAUCAUUCUGCGAGAGAGAAGUUCAGUCGUAACCAUGUCAGAAACGUCGGACCCCCGAAGUACCGGUCGAACUUUCAUCACUUUUCCCGGGGGUACCAUGGAAAUGCUCCAAAGGAUCAGCGAGUGGGAUUCAAACCCCAUGAGGAAGCUCUUCACUCAAAUGACAAGGAGGAGAAGAAGGAGCAAAACUGGACAGGGGAAGAUGGACACUUGGAAGAAACCAGGGCUGCGAGUCUGGACCGACACCUGCGAGGGGACAACCCGGGAAAGGAGCAGAAUUGGCCGGGUGACGGCUGGGAGGAAGAGAAGUCCAAAAACAUGACGGUGGUAACGGAGGAAACGCUAACCAUUAAAGUGGACAUGAGCCGGCCGGUGCACAAAAGCAGCACGCUGUCUUAUUCUGCAGAUCGCCAGCUCUCUCUAGACCUGGUCAACGUGGGCCGCCAGCGUCUGGACUUCUUGCCCUCCUCAGCAGAGCCGUCCGGGAGCACCCAGGAAGGCACCGUGCACACUGGAACAUUUGCACAGGAAAUCAUCACACUGGUUCACCAUGUCAAAGAGCUCUACUUUAAAGGCGAAGGCAUAACGCUGAACAAACGCUUCUCCGCUCCCCAAAAAAGCAGCCACAGUGAAGAAGAGAGUGUGGGGAUGACUUUGGACCAGAGGUUUUCGUCCAACCACUUCAACGCCAACGUGCCUGCAGAGCCUCAAGACGACCUCUUCCCCCACCAGCCCACGCAUGGACCGGGCGACCUGAGGCACGAUCUGGAGCGGCGGCGACAGCAGCGUCUCGAUGGCGUGACUAUCACCAUACCGGGAAGCGGCCAGAGAGGCGCGCUAAGCACGGUGAAGUUCGGCGGCGAUGAUGUGAUGAUUCCGGAAGUGCAGGGUUGGGAGCUCAACAUGGGUUCCAGGAGAGGAGGAGCUCCUCACAGAAUGAACGCCGGCCCGCCACAAAGGUACAUGAACCGUCAACCCAUGAGGGGCCAGAACCAGUACAGCAACGCAGAGGUCUCUUAUGAAGGGUGAGAAGGCGGCAGUUAAAGGUGGGAAUCGCACGACAACGGCCUGAAUGCCACUUCCGUGUUCUCCUCCAUGAUGAUAUCAAAGCGGCACAUCAGCGGCCUAAUGGAACGCAAAACAUCAGUUACACAUGGCUGCCUGUCACCCUUCUGGUCUCGAGGCCGUCUCCAGUACCACUCACCUUUCAGGUCGUUCCAGCGCCGUCAGUCGUAUCCGCAGCAGUCUGAUUUUGUAGCGUGGGCCGAUCACAUUGCCGGUGUUGAUGCGUAGGGAGAUCUUCUGCACGUGCGGCAGGUCCUCAUCGAACUGGGCCAGGAGACGCGUGGACGUGAACUGCUCGAAGCGCAAGAGUUUGCUGUGGAGGGAGGUGUGAUGAGACCACGGUGGAUACAUGUAUUAGAACCGGGGGGUGCUUACUGGUCUAUCCGGGCCUCAGUGAUGGUCCUGCCACUGUGCAGGCGGAUGUAGACCACACCCCAGCGGAGGUACUGGUUCCACGUCACCAUGUCCACCCUGUAGUUGAGUUCUGGCACACAUGUAUAACAAGCGCUUUGAGAAUCCGAAUUGUGAAUGAAA
This is a messenger RNA of Doryrhamphus excisus (bluestripe pipefish), 2860 nucleotides long. NCBI's taxonomy places the organism in Eukaryota, Metazoa, Chordata, Actinopteri, Syngnathiformes, Syngnathidae. The record is from RefSeq and is a predicted model, not a curated record.